Molecule: messenger RNA, 3808 nt
Organism: Fukomys damarensis (Damara mole-rat)
Lineage: Eukaryota; Metazoa; Chordata; Mammalia; Rodentia; Bathyergidae
Gene: Pcsk7
Product: proprotein convertase subtilisin/kexin type 7
Exons: 17
Coding region: 636-3002 (788 amino acids)
Biological process (GO): protein processing
Cellular component (GO): trans-Golgi network; Golgi membrane
Molecular function (GO): serine-type endopeptidase activity
Source: RefSeq, a predicted model, not a curated record
ACAGCGCCCUCUGGCGGCGAGAGCCGGCACUGCCUAGGGAAGGCGGAUCAGGUGAUAGACCCCUAAGGUCUUAUGGCCUCUGCGGGGGCGCAGAGAAGAGAAACGUGUGACUGCGAGAAGAAAGGCGGCCUGAUGGAUGCAGGCGCCCUUCUGGGAGGGUCACAGGGAGAGUCGGGGCCACGGCAGUCAGGGGGAGAAGAGGAACAUGGUAUGUUUAAAGGUCGGAACCGAGAUGCCCUUUUCAGAGGACGCCAUGAAGGAGAUGCCUCAGGGAGGGACGCUGUUGAAGAUGCCCAGAAGACUCGGCAUCUAAGCUAAACCCAGCACCCCGCACGCCCUGGCGCUGUCCCGAGCGCCCUUUGCUCCGGCAGACAGUCGGGUCGAGAACCGGCCGCUGAUUGGCUGCGGCGCCGGGCGGAAGUGAUGCCGCUGUCACUGGCUCCGGCUCCCGGGAAGCCGCGAGUUUCCGCUGGGAGGCGGCGGCGGCAGCUGCGGCCCGGCCGGUCUACAGCCUAUGCUCAGAAUCAACACUACUCAGCGAAGGUGACACCUUUGCUUCAGUUGCAGAAAAUGAGUGUAACGCAGUUAGCCAGACCAGGAACUCCACGUCACAGAGAGCCCAGCCUGCUGCUCUGAUGCCGAAGGGGAGGCAGAAAGUGCCACAUUUAGAUGCCCCCCUGGGCCUGCCCAUCUGCCUCUGGCUGGAAUUAGCCGGGCUCUUCUUAUUGUUUCCCUGGGUCAUGGGCUUGGCAGGGGCAGGUGGGCCCAAUGCCCAAGGCCCAGGGGGCCUCAGCUGGGCUGUGCAUCUGCACAGCCCAGAAGGUGAUCGGGAGGAAGAGCAUCUGGAGCAGCAAGCAGAUGCUGUGGCCCAGGCAGCAGGGCUGAUGAAUGCCGGGCGCAUCGGAGAGCUACGGGGCCACUACCUCUUUGUGCAGCCAGCUGGGCUCAGGCAGGCCAUGGAGGUGCAGGUUGUCCGGCAGCAGGUCGAGGCCGUGUUAGCUGGGCACAAAGCUGUCCACUGGCACUCGGAGCAGAGGCUGCUAAAGCGGGCCAAGCGCAGUGUCCACUUCAAUGACCCCAAGUACCCGCAGCAGUGGCACCUGAAUAACCGGCGGAGCCCUGGCAGGGACAUCAAUGUGACAGGCGUGUGGGAGCGCAAUGUAACUGGGCGCGGGGUGACGGUGGUGGUGGUAGACGACGGUGUGCAGCACACCAUCCAGGACAUCGCACCCAACUAUAGCCCUGAGGGUAGCUAUGACCUCAACUCGAAUGACCCUGAUCCCAUGCCCCACCCGGACGUGGAGAAUGGCAACCACCAUGGUACGCGGUGUGCAGGCGAGAUUGCUGCUGUGCCCAACAACAGCUUCUGUGCAGUAGGCGUGGCCUAUGGGAGCCGCAUAGCAGGCAUCCGAGUACUGGACGGGCCACUCACAGACAGCAUGGAGGCUGUGGCAUUCAACAAGCACUAUCAGAUCAAUGACAUCUACAGCUGCAGCUGGGGUCCAGAUGAUGAUGGGAAGACAGUAGAUGGCCCUCACCAACUUGGAAAGGCUGCCUUGCAGCACGGGGUGAUGGCUGGCCGCCAGGGCUUUGGGAGCAUCUUCGUGGUGGCCAGUGGUAAUGGGGGCCAACACAAUGACAACUGCAACUAUGAUGGCUAUGCCAACUCCAUCUACACCGUAACCAUAGGUGCUGUGGAUGAGGAGGGACGGAUGCCUUUCUAUGCGGAAGAGUGUGCCUCCAUGCUGGCGGUCACCUUCAGUGGUGGGGACAAGAUGCUCCGGAGCAUUGUGACCACCGACUGGGACCUUCAGAAAGGCACCGGCUGCACAGAGGGCCACACAGGGACCUCCGCAGCAGCACCUCUGGCAGCUGGCAUGAUAGCCCUCAUGCUGCAGGUGCGGCCCUGUCUCACAUGGCGCGACGUCCAGCACAUCAUUGUCUUCACAGCCACCCAGUAUGAGGAUCGCCAUGCAGAUUGGCUCACCAAUGAGGCGGGCUUCAGCCACAGCCACCAGCAUGGUUUCGGGCUGCUCAAUGCUUGGAGACUCGUCAAUGCAGCCAAGAUCUGGACGUCUGUCCCUUACUUAGCUUCCUACAUCAGCCCUGUGCUGAAAGAGAACAAGGCUAUUCUGCAGUCCCCGCACUCACUGGAGGUCCUGUGGAAUGUCAGCAGGAUGGAUCUGGAGAUGUCGGGGCUGAAGACCCUGGAGCAUGUAGCAGUGACGGUCUCCAUCGCUCACCCACGCCGAGGCAGCUUGGAACUGAAACUCUUUUGUCCCAGUGGCAUGGUGUCCCUUAUCGGCGCCCCCCGCAGCAUGGACUCAGAUCCCAAUGGUUUCGAAGACUGGACCUUCUCCACUGUGCGGUGCUGGGGGGAAAGAGCAAAAGGCACCUACAGACUGGUCAUCAGGGAUGUAGGUGAUGAGCCACUCCACUUGGGCAUCCUCCAGCAGUGGCAGCUGACCUUGUAUGGCUCCAUGUGGAGUCCAGUGGACAUUAGGGAAAGACAAAGGCUGUUAGAAAGUGCCAUGAGUGGAAGAUACCUGCAUGACAGCUUCACUCUGCCCUGCCCACCUGGACUGGAAAUUCCUGAGGAAGAUGGUUAUACCAUCACCCCUAACACCCUGAAGACCCUGGUGCUGGUGGGCUGUUUCACCAUCUUCUGGACUAUUUACUAUAUGCUGGAGGUAUAUCUGAGCCACAGGAAUGUGACUUCCACCCAAGGUUGUAGGAAUGGACUCUGCCACUGGCCCCAAAGGAGCCGAAAAUCCAAAGAGGAAGGGACAGAGCUAGAAUCAGUGCCACUUUGCAACAGUAAGGAUCUAAAUGAAACGGAGGCAGAGAACGGGAGCCCUCCCACCACCACUGACCUCCUUGCCCCAGACGUUCUCAAUGAAGGGGACUGGGCCCUGUCCCAGAACAACCAGAGUGCCCUGGACUGCCCUUAUCAGCACCGACCGCCAGACCUGUUGCAGAAGGAGGAGGAACAGAUUUGCUGACCUCAGGGUCUGGUAGACUUGGUGAGGGACAGGCUCUUCCUUCCCAGAAUUGGGGAAGCUGCUCCCAACUUUGAGGACCUCUGGGGAAAAUGUAGUCCUGAUGCUUACAUCUGGAACCUGAGGCCUCAACAGCAUUCUCUGGCUACCCUCAUGGAGGGUAAGGGCCUUCGUAAGUAAAAGCGGCAGAAGAUGGAACCAGAGGACAAUCUGGAGAGAGGAUAGGAUCCUGACUGGUUGCUUUCUAGGAGAAAGGCUUGCCAAGGGAUUGGCACUCAAAUAGCUGCCACCAUUUCUCUUGGCAAUCCAGCAACACAAGUCAUAGAGAUCCCUACCCAUGUAGUUUGAAAAGGUGCCUGCAUGGCCAGGAGAAUCCUCAACAGAAACAUCACUGGGAUCACUAGGAAGGAGUGUGGCUGGAGAUGCUGGCUGGGAAGGGCCCAGCCAUGACUGCCCUGAAAGCAGCGCCUUCUUUAGCCUUUCCCAGGAGUGCCAAGCUUGAACAUGCUGUGGCUCCCUUCGUCAUCACUCCUGCCCCUCCUGAAGGAUUGGCACAAUGCUCCUGGCAUAGCUGGGGAGAGUCAUGGCUCCCCAGGGCCCAUACUGCCUCAUUAGAGAAGUCUGUGGUGGCACUGAGGAGCAGGUAUGGGACAUGAGUGUUUUAGGAGAAGCCAAGGGAGCCACUGCCACUCCAGCCCUGUGACCACCCUGUCUUCCUCUGAAAAGUGCUCAGGGAAAAGCCCUUCCCCUGGAGACCUACCGUCUACAACCUGUGACUUUUCCUCCCACUCUUGGCCUCCUCCCUUCUU